Geodia barretti is the source of this 837-nucleotide messenger RNA. Lineage: Eukaryota; Metazoa; Porifera; Demospongiae; Tetractinellida; Geodiidae. The record is from the annotation of a GenBank genome assembly.
AUGCGAGCUGUGCUGUUUCUCGUCCAGUCUUUUCCUCGACGAUACAGUGGCAGGCCAGUAAACCUGGUGUCUUACGUCAGGAGUACCACGGAGGAGCUAACUGGACAAAAUAAAGUGUCCUUGGCUCAGGCGGAGGUGAGGAGAAAAAGGGAAGAGCUGAAAACAUGGCGACAGAGCGUGUCUGACGCAACGGCUCUCCACGAGGAGAUUCAACAGAGACUACGACACGUGUACGCUAUCAAGACCCAGCUGUACCAGGCGCAGCGCCGCGACCUGGCCGCUCUACAGACCAUCAACUCUGAGGAAGAGAGCCUUCUGUCAGAGGAACAGUCACAGGGAGUGAGUCUUGAGUCCCUCAAGUUGAAAGAGAGGGAAUGCUUCGAGGCUCUGGGAGACGCCAUUCUGUCCUCGCACGAGAAGGAGAGGGCACAGUCGGAGAAGCUGAAGUAUUAUUCACGUCUCGGCUCAAUCCUGGGAGCAGUGUUUGGAUUUGCGGGUUCAAACCUUUUUCUACGAAGGGAAGUUCGAAAACACCAGAGAUUACUGGAGCAGAAGAUGAACGAUAUUGAAAGGACCCUGCAGACGCAGCAGCAGGUGAUGCCCCAGCAUUCUCCAGACACUGCUGUGAUUAGCCAGACCCUGGGUAACGAAUUUAGAGAGAUUAUUGUUGAAGAGAACGAGAAACAAAUGAAGGAGUUAGAAGACAAGAUUAUUUCGCAAUUUUACGAUGAUGAAGAAGACAAGGAUCUGUUGCCAUUUCUUUAUACUGGUCUUGGAGUAGUGAUGGCUGUAGGAAUUUGCACACUUUCAUACACCGUUAGCAUUGCAGGACGGUGA